Molecule: messenger RNA, 617 nt
Organism: Prunus dulcis (almond)
Lineage: Eukaryota; Viridiplantae; Streptophyta; Magnoliopsida; Rosales; Rosaceae
Exons: 3
Coding region: 103-438 (111 amino acids)
Source: RefSeq, a predicted model, not a curated record
UUGUUCCCGUUUUUGCCCCUCUCCCUUCGUUGAGAGGGUUUCGUCCGCUGAAAGAAAGCCCUGUUUUCGGUUUGUUUCCAACCAGCUGGUUGGGGGGCAGCCAUGGAAGAUCUGUAUUCGUUGCUGGACAUGCGUUGGAGGCCGUCGAUUUUUGUUUGGGAGGUGAGCUGCAAAUCCAGCCGCGCUUUCAGUCUUCGUGUCACAGAUUUGGGAUCGGGCGAUUUCAUCUUUUCUACAGCCUUCGGCUCAGGCUUCCAUCUUUCUUGCUUGCGAAUAUUUGCAUCGUUUGUCUUCAGGUUCUUGAGUAAUCCCUAUUGCUAUAUAAGAGGAGUUGAGGUAUUUAAAUUUCACAACAUAUUGGGUUCUAUCAGGAAGGGAAUUGAAUCUCACAGAUUAGCUCAGGAUCAAGACCUCCAUCAAAGAGAAGAAAAAUCAUGAAGAAAGUGCAAAACAAAGCUCGCCCAAUUAAAUAGCAUGCUGUACAAAACUAUCCAACUUUUGCUAUUUUGAUGCCUACUUCCUACUAUAAACAUCUCAAUGUAUAUACAAACAAGUGUAGUAUUUUAACAUAACAAGUAGCCUGUAAAUUAUGUUAUUACAUGCUUUUUUGCAACUUA